AUGGUUGGCCUAGGGCCGAGUGAUCAAGGACGUGAUUCCUUUGAUGUGUGUAUGGUGGCACGUGAAAUUACACCGAGUGCGGUCGGCCGUGAGAGCACCGCACUGAAUGUCGGUAAUGGCGUUGUUGGCGAUUCGCCAUAUGGUGUGGGCGGCCGUGAGGGCACCACACCUAAUGUCAGUAAAGAUAUUGUUGGCGAUACGCCGUGUAGAGUGGACGGCCGUGAGGGCACCACGCUUAACGCCGGUAAUGGCGUUGUUGGCGAUACGCCGUAUAGUGUGGGCGGCCGUAAGGGCACCACACCUAAUGUCAGUAAUGACACUGUUGGCGAUACGCCGUAUAGUGUGGACGGCCGUGAGGGCACCACACCUAAUGUCGGUCAAGACAAAAGCUCUCGUGUAGAGCGUACUAUGGUUGGUAGUAACCAUGGGGACAAUAUUGUCCCGACCCCUAAGGGGUGUAAGGUCUCGAAGAGACAAUCGAGACGCCGAGUAGCAGCUGUAAAGCGCCAGGCGUCCUCACAGUCACAUAGUGAGAUAAGCAAUACACUAUAUACACUUGUUAAUGGAGUGACUGGUCAGGUUAAUGGCAAUGUGAGCAUCGAAACCCUUCCAUCUGUGGACGCUCUGUGUGAGCUAGACGAAAUGUCUGAUGGCGAGUUUAGCCAGGCCUUGAAGGCAGGAGAGUUAUCCGAGUUAGCAAUCAUUAGACCUGAUACUGACUUGAAUUCUUCCUCGUGA
Molecule: messenger RNA, 738 nt
Organism: Peronospora matthiolae
Lineage: Eukaryota; Oomycota; Peronosporomycetes; Peronosporales; Peronosporaceae
Source: the annotation of a GenBank genome assembly